Cladocopium goreaui is the source of this 1849-nucleotide messenger RNA. The record is from the annotation of a GenBank genome assembly. Lineage: Eukaryota; Dinophyceae; Suessiales; Symbiodiniaceae.
AUGCCAUGGUUGCACUGGUUGCACUUGCAGCUCUUGCUGGUGGCGGUGCUGGCGGAUCCUGAGCUGCUGACAGAUAAAUGGAGCGGAUGUGGUGAGGUGACGUCAGAUGACGCGCCUCUCUUUUUCUCCCCGUGUGCCACGUCGGAGUGGGAAGUGCUUCUCACCGACACGAUGGCCACGCAGAAAAAGCAGAGGAACACAACAGCACUGCUUCGGCUUCCACAAAGUGACAAUCUGCAAGGAUGUAGUCCACAUCCCAGCUCACACUUUGAGAAUAGGAUCGCGCUUAUCGAGCGAGGAAGCUGCUAUUUUUCGUGGAAGGUAGUGCUGGCUGAAGAGGCUGGCGCUCUGGCUGUCAUCAUUUUCGACACUGUGGAUCCUCAGUCCACGGCGGUCCUUGCCAUUGCCGGGCCAUUUCAGAAUCCAAGGAUUGCGGCCUACUUAAUUUCGAAGGCAAAAGGUCAAGACCUAGCGGCACGUCUCGAACUCGGAGGCGACAUUGAGGUCGUGUGCAGUUGGAACCCAGUGGAGGUCUGGUAUGGCUUGCCAAAUACGUCAAGCGAAUUCAAUGACACUCUGACCCUGGAAAAUUAUGGUGAUGAGGACAUGCGCUGGGUCUUGGACGUCAUCGAUCACAACCGGACUUUCGAAAGAGAUCCGUUCUACACGGCCCAAGUGCUGUCAGCCUUCGAUGCCGAGUCCUUCUACUCCUUUGAAGUAUUGGACCUCACUUCCUUUAACGGUUCGGUUCAGCUAGAUGAUGAUGCUGAACUCCUACGAUUGCCUUUUGUGUUCCCUCACUACCUGCAUUUCUACGAGGAAAGCUAUGUCUCUUGCAACGGUGCCCUGAUUUUUGACCCUGUCUUAGACGAAUUCACAAGACAGGCAGCAGUACUUGGUUCUGGCAAAGGACCGCAUGCGGUGCUUGCCGCGAUGUGGGGAGACUUGCUAUGCCCUGUGGGCUCCAAGAUUUCUGCACGAAAAGCAGAAGACGUGAUAGCAGUCCGUUUUGAGGGACUUCGUCAAAAAAGUGAUGUGAACCUGGCAAAUUUGACCUUUGAAGUUCGCUUGCACAGUGAUGGUCGGGUCCUGCUUUUGCUGGAAGAUUUUCCAGCGAAUGCCAGCGCACUCUCUCAGAUCCAGGUGGGUUUGCAACCUGCCACAGGUGCUCGUGCCUUGAGUGUGGACAAUUUGCCAUGGUCAACUGGACCACCUUUGGCCGUUUCCUUCACGCCUUGGCUGAUGUUGGAAAAUCUGACGAAGUAUUCGGUGCCUCCAAAUGAAUCGGUGACGUUGGGUCUGGUUUUUGAACGUCAAGAUGACCUCUAUGGUUGGCUUUUCUUCUACGCAGAGAGAAGUAUUGGCAGCUGGCACCCGAGAAGAAGCGUUCGCUUCACUCAACGUGUGUUUCGUUACUUUUGGAUUCUUGGUGCAUGGGAUGGCGGUAUGCAUAGUGGCGUGUGCAAAACGGGCUUUGUGCGACGGAGGAAUCGCACAUGUGCUGGUAGUGACGGUGACGUCUAUGAUGACAGCUUUUGCAUUGGCAGUUGCAUGGAUCAAGAUCCAGUUGUUUACUGGGACUAUCCCGAAAGAAGAGUCUGGAAGGAUGGCUACAACAACGAGUGUGAGGAUUAUCGUGUCUUGGACCUUUGCCGAGAAGAUGGUUAUGGAUCGAAAUGGCAGUCCUGGUGGGGAACCUUCAGCGACUGGGUGACCGCUGGCUUAGAUGCCAGUGCUGCCUGCUGUCUCUGCGGCGGUGGCACAACAACUCCUGCCUUACCUCAGGUCGAGGAAAACUGCCCUAGUGUCACCUGCCCAGCGAACUCUGACGGCUUCAACGUUUUGGAAG